This is a messenger RNA of Lagopus leucura (white-tailed ptarmigan), 2425 nucleotides long. RefSeq names its product phosphodiesterase 9A (gene PDE9A). Gene Ontology annotation, molecular function: 3',5'-cyclic-GMP phosphodiesterase activity. Lineage: Eukaryota; Metazoa; Chordata; Aves; Galliformes; Phasianidae. The record is from RefSeq and is a predicted model, not a curated record. The transcript is spliced from 18 exons. Gene Ontology annotation, biological process: cGMP catabolic process. The coding region runs from base 111 to 1667 and encodes 518 amino acids.
CACAGCGGAGAGGGGACACCGAGCUGCCAGGCAGCGGUGGCUCAGCCUGGUGGGAUAAGCCUUGUUUUCUGCUCUGGUGGGAAGCCCAGUAAAAGCCCAACAGUAGCAAGAUGGGAUCUGCCUCCUCAACUUACCGGCCCAAGUGUAUUUAUUUGGAUAUUGAUGGAAGAAUUCAAAAGGUGAUCUUCAGUAAGUACUGCAACUCCAGGGAUAUCAUGGACCUCUUCUGCAUUGCAACAGGGUUACCAAGGAACACAACCAUCUCUCUCUUGACGGCAGAUAAUUGCAUGGUGUCCAUUGAUCCGACGAUGCCUGCAAACUCAGAGAGGUCUCCAUACAAAGUGAUACCUGUUGCUACUGGGCAGCUCUCAGAGAAAGAAGAAUUGUUCCAGAAUUUACUGGGACAGAUUGCCGAGCAGUUCUCAAGGGUUUUUAAAAUCAAUGAACUGAAAACGGAAGUAGCUAAUCACUUGGCAAUGCUGGAGAAAAAGGUGGAACUGGAAGGCCUGAAAGUUGUGGAGAUUGAGAAAUGCAAGAGCGAUAUUAAAAAGAUGAGGGAGGAAAUGGCAGCAAGAAGCAGCAGGACUACCUGUCCCUGCAAAUACAGCUUUUUGGAUGAAAACAAGAGGCCAACACCCCGGCGAGAUGUGCCGUCCUACCCAAAGUACAUGCUGUCCCAGGAGACCAUAGAAGCACUUCGGAAACCAACAUUUGAUGUCUGGUUGUGGGAGCCCAAUGAGAUGCUGAGCUGCUUGGAGCAUAUGUACCAUGAUCUUGGACUGGUCAAAGACUUCAACAUCAACCCCAUCACAUUAAAGAGGUGGUUGCUUUGCAUUCAUGACAACUACAGAAACAACCCGUUCCACAAUUUCCGGCACUGCUUUUGUGUGACCCAGAUGAUGUACAGCAUGAUCUCACUCUGCAAUCUUCAGGAGAAAUUUUCCCAAAUUGACAUCUUGAUUCUCAUGACGGCAGCAGUGUGCCACGACUUGGACCAUCCAGGCUAUAACAACACCUAUCAGAUAAAUGCACGAACGGAGCUGGCGGUACGCUACAAUGACAUCUCCCCACUGGAGAACCAUCACUGUGCUGUGGCUUUCCAGAUCAUUUCCCAGCCAGAAUACAACAUUUUCUCCAAUGUUGACCAGGACCAAUUCAAACAGAUAAGACAGGGGAUAAUUACAUUAAUUCUGGCUACCGACAUGGCGAGACAUGCGGAAAUACUGGACUCUUUCAAGGAAAAAAUGGAAAAUUUUGAUUACUCAAAUGAAGAACACAUGACCUGCCUGAAGAUGAUACUGAUAAAAUGCUGUGAUAUCUCCAAUGAAGUCCGCCCAAUGGAAGUCGCUGAGCCCUGGGUAGACUGCUUGCUAGAGGAAUAUUUUAUGCAGAGUGACCGAGAAAAAUCGGAGGGUCUUCCAGUGGCGCCUUUUAUGGACCGUGAUAAAGUAACCAAGCCAACCGCACAGAUCGGCUUCCUGAAGUUUGUUCUCAUCCCCAUGUUUGAGACAGUAACAAAGCUAUUCCCUGAAGUGGAGGAGAUGAUGCUUCAGCCCCUUUGGGAGUCCAGAGACCGCUAUGAGGAGUUAAAACAGAUAGAUGAUGCUAUGAAAGAGCUGCAGAAGAAGAAAAGUGACAGCCUGACCACCGGCACUACUGAAAAGUGAGAAGAAAAAGACUUUGAGCAAAAUGUUGCCCCUACAGUUAUUUUCUUCUUGAGAAACAUUGCAUUUGCCAAAUGGACGUGGCGGAAUCCAGCAGAAAUGACACUUGGGGUGAGGUGGCCAAGAUGGACACCAAGAUGGAUGCCCUUUCCAAGCGGUGCCACGCAGGCCAUGGCACAGCUCCUUCCCUGCUGGGUUUGCCUCUAUGGCCAGCACUGGGAACUGCUGUCUCCAGGGACGAAGUGGAGCUGAGCUAAGGAGCCGUUUCUGUUAAACAAACUGCUGGUGUCCAAAACAAAUGAAAACUUGUUUUAGUCAAGAUCCUGCACAUACCUGUACUGCAGUAUGCUAUUACAGCACAGCUUAACAGAUGCUUAUGUAAUGACAGGGGCCUGGCAGAUAAUUUUGUUUGCCAGGUAGGCCCUAAUAACACAUUUCUCUGUAUUAUCCUAUGAAUUUUAUAGUGUUCACAGUACAUUCAGAAGCCCAGCAUAGUGGAUGCAGUUUUCUUUUCUGCACUAGAAGUCAGAAGAAGCCUUCAUGGACUUACAGGUUUGCUUUGUGCCCAGCAGUGUCAGGGGUCCUUUGGCAUAAGCAAAGGGGAGCACCACACAGCACCACUGCGCAGGUUUUUAUCCUCAUGAAUGGAAUGCAAAAAGUGACAGCAUCAAGAAGAACCUUCAAAGAUGUACAGAUUUUUAUUUUAUUUUUUUUUUUUACUUUUAAACUGAUCUGCUAAAUAAUAUAUUCUUCUACAGAAA